CUGCCUUGCGAUCGAUCUUUAGAGGGAGGCUGUGUGUGCCGACAUCGGGCUGGCCAUGCUAUUGCAAGGCUGAGAUCGGAGCUAUGCAGCGAGCCCCUCUCCUCCUGGCUGAAGGUUACCUGCUAUAAGAAGAGCUCCAUCCCCCCCAUCAGCAGUGACAGUGGCUCUGCGGACCCCUCUCCGCUCCCUCCCAUCUCGCCUUGGCGUUCCUUGCUGGAUGUGUAUGCAUGACUUCUGCACCGAAUGGGCGCAAAAAUCGCCCCAGGUCACAGGGAUCCAUCUUCCAGAUCGGCAGCAAACCUCUCCCCAGAGACCUUGAUCGCAGGGGGAGCUCGGAGAGCACCCUCAAAUCCCCGAGAGCCCUGGACCACUGCAAAAUGCUUGUCCAGGAUUUCAACACCCAGGUGGCUUUGUACCGCGAAUUAGUCAUUUCCAUCGGGGAUGUGUCAGUAAGCUGUCCCUCCCUACGGGCUGAAAUGCAGAAAACCCGAACCAAAGGUUGUGAGAUGGCUCUGCAAGCGCACCAAAAACUCGCAGCAAUCUCCGGAGCAGAAGAUGGGGAGAUCCACCCAGAGAUCUGCAGACUUUAUAUCCAGCUGCAGUGCUGCCUAGAAAUGUAUACAACUGAAAUGCUGAAAUCUAUGUGUCUUCUAGGCUCCCUCCAAUACCAGCGGAAAGGAAAAGAGCAGUGUGUUGGUCCAAAGAUAAUAGACUACAAAAUGGAUGAGAGUUCUGAAGUUCCAAUCUUAGAAGACACAUCAUCAUCCCCAGUAGAUGUCCAGCAGUGUUGGCAGGUUUCCACAGACAUUGACAACACAGAAAGGGACAUGAGGGAAAUGAAAAACCUCUUAAGCAAACUCAGGGAGACCAUGCCUUUGCCAUUAAAAAACCAAGACGACAGUAGCCUCCUCAACUUAACACCAUAUCCACUAGUCAGAAGAAGAAAGAAAAGAUUCUUUGGAUUGUGUUGCCUAAUCUCCAGUUAAAAAAUAAUAA
Molecule: messenger RNA, 996 nt
Organism: Nanorana parkeri
Lineage: Eukaryota; Metazoa; Chordata; Amphibia; Anura; Dicroglossidae
Gene: RGS7BP
Product: regulator of G-protein signaling 7 binding protein
Exons: 6
Coding region: 228-986 (252 amino acids)
Biological process (GO): G protein-coupled receptor signaling pathway
Cellular component (GO): postsynapse; neuron projection; nucleus
Source: RefSeq, a predicted model, not a curated record